AUGACCAUGCCUGAGCGGGUUAAAACCCGCAUUUGCAUGAUUUCAGACACCCAUACCAACACGCCCGUCCCCGCAUCCUUCACAUCCAACCCAUUUCGAAACCCGCUUCCAGAAGCCGACGUCCUCAUCCACGCAGGCGAUCUCACAGUAAAAGGAUUCGCCGCCGAAUAUGAGAAGACCAUCUCGAUGCUCAAGGCCGCGAAGGCCGAACUAAAGCUCGUAAUUGCUGGCAAUCACGACCUCACCCUCGACGAAGAAUACUACUCAAGCUACGGCUACCGGCGGCACCGCAUACCAGUACGGCUAGACACUACACAAUCAGCACUCGAAAAUGAGGAGCAAUCUCUUAUGCGCACAAUCCGGGUUGGCAAUGUUCCUCGCAUCGAGGCCUUUCAAUCAUAUACCCGUCACGUCAAGGAGUUAUGGACAAACCAGUCAGCCCGAGACGCAGGCAUCCGAUAUCUGGAAGAGGGAGUCCACUCAUUCAUCUUAUCAAAUGGCGCCAAGCUCACUAUAUACGCAUCUCCAUACCAACCUGAAUUUUUUCGCUGGGCAUUUGCCUAUAAUCGCUCAGAAGAUCGCUACAACCUCCCCCGUCCAGGCUCGAUAGACCCCCCUCCUCAGAAUCCCGUUCCAGAUCAUCCAAACAUAGACAUUAUGCUCACGCAUGGCCCGCCAUAUGGUAUUCUCGAUCGUGUCGGGGACGACUCGGUGAAUUAUCAAAGAGAAUCUGAUACAGAUAGCCACGUUGGGUGCAAGAACCUUCUUCGUGCUGCAGAAAGAUCUCGUCCUCGUGUCUAUCUGUUUGGACAUAUUCAUGAGGGAUGGGGUGCUGUUCGUGGUACCUGGGAUAUGUUCGCCAAUGGAGGAGUCAAGCAGGAGCCUAUUAUUCUGCCACAAGAAGAAAUGGCAGCAAAUCGGGGCGCGUUUUAUGAUAUAAGCUCCGAAAGUGAUAGGCCAUUGCAGUUUGGUGGGGAAACGCUUUUUGUGAAUGCAAGUAUUUGUACGCUUUCGUAUAGGGCAACGAACGCGCCUUGGGUCAUUGAUUUGGAUCUUCCUGUGGCUGAAACAGACGAUCUGGCGCAGGCUGGGAAAGACAAUACGGAGCAGAAAUGA
Penicillium angulare is the source of this 1116-nucleotide messenger RNA. RefSeq lists its product as uncharacterized. The transcript has a single exon. The record is from RefSeq and is a predicted model, not a curated record. NCBI's taxonomy places the organism in Eukaryota, Fungi, Ascomycota, Eurotiomycetes, Eurotiales, Aspergillaceae. Bases 1 to 1116 code for a protein of 371 amino acids. Gene Ontology annotation, molecular function: hydrolase activity.